Malassezia pachydermatis is the source of this 759-nucleotide messenger RNA. Its product is annotated as universal stress protein. The transcript has 4 exons. Bases 1 to 759 code for a protein of 252 amino acids. The record is from RefSeq and is a predicted model, not a curated record. Lineage: Eukaryota; Fungi; Basidiomycota; Malasseziomycetes; Malasseziales; Malasseziaceae.
AUGGAACGCCCCCCUUUCGAACGGCGGUCAUCCGCGAAGCAAAACCGUCUGUCGCUCUUUUCACGCGCAUCCAACACCCAUGAGCACAAUUUCAAGGGGUACGAGCGCAUUGUCGGCUUCGAUACGAUGCCCGAUGCAGAGUCGACCGUGAGCGGCACAGCCUCCUAUACAUUGCAGAUGAAGGCAAAAGAAUAUACAAGAACCAAGCAUACACGUACGUUUAUGUGUGCUGUCGAUGCGACGGAAGCUAGUGAGCCUGCGUUGGAAUGGAUUAUGGAGAACCUGGUCGACGAUGGCGAUGAAGUGGUGGCUGUGCGUGUGCUGGACUACGAAGAAGAACCCAUUAUUGAUCAGAAAAAAGCGCGUGAAGCGGCGAACAAUCUGCUCAGCGCCAUUGUCGAGCUGAAUCGGGCAUCCGGCGACGAGCGAAAGAUCUCUAUUACAGUGGAAUUUAUGAGCGGCGAUAUCAAAUCAACCAUUCUACACAUGGUCCGUGUGUACCGGCCCGAAAGCCUUACCAUCGGCACACGCGGCAAGCAGGUAUCGACGUUGGAAAAAAUGCUGGGGACGACCCCGAUUGGGAACCUGAGCAAGCAGCUCAUCUGGCAGUGCCCUGUGCCUGUGAUCAUUGUGCGUCCUGAAGACCGGAUCCAGAAGCAUCUGAUCAAGCGUUUGACCGAUCCACGGCGCCACGAAUACGCGGACAUCGUGAAAGACGAUCCUACCUUGCCGAUGCGACGCUCCUCUGGCUCCCCUUAG